Eutrema salsugineum is the source of this 1219-nucleotide messenger RNA. RefSeq lists its product as uncharacterized. The record is from RefSeq and is a predicted model, not a curated record. The transcript has a single exon. Lineage: Eukaryota; Viridiplantae; Streptophyta; Magnoliopsida; Brassicales; Brassicaceae. Bases 105 to 1061 code for a protein of 318 amino acids.
GACAAAAUCAUGAAUUAGCCGUUGUGGCCACUUUCCUCCAUUUUCUUCUCUCUUUGCUCCUCCAAAAGCAAAAACCCUAAGAAUUUUUUUCAUUUUCAUCGAUAAUGGCGGAUUUUGGGUAUCUUUCGGAUACGGAUGAUUCAGCUGUGGAAGAGCUGGUUUCGCAAGCGAAGGAGCUUUCUGCUUUGGAGCAAGUAGCCGCAAUCAACUGUUCUGGCUUCGCCGACUCUUCUACUCUUCCCGAUGAUCUCGAAACUCGUUUCCGUCGCCUCAAAUCUCUUCCAGCUUCUCGACCCGACCCGGUUUCUUCGUCUUCGUCGAAGAAUAGGAAGAAGCAUCUCGCGCAAUCCAAGAGCGUGGCGUGUUACCCUAAGGAGGAUGGGAAUUUCUCGGGAAACAGACGAAAUCCAGGUAAAAAUUGUGGUUCCGUGAGUUUAUCUGAUGAGGAUUCGAGUGUUUUCUCAGGGAAGAAACGCGAUCUGGGUGUGAAAUCGGGUAUUGAGAAAAGUUCGAGAGCUGGGCUUGUCUCAGAUGGAAGUGGGGAAUUCUCGGAUUCUGGAAUCAUCGGCUCGAGCUCAUCGAGAGAGUAUAAGAUUUUCUCGCCAGUUAAACGAACCCAGAAGCUUCCUAAAGAGAAACGCAGAAACGGACCGUCAUCUUCGUCUUCUUCUAUCGAUUUAGCUACACCACCGUUAUCGGAUUCAGAACCAGAAAAGAAAUCGAGAUCGAAAUCGAAAUCCAAGCCAUCCUCAAGCUCGUGGUUUGAUAAGUUAUCUCCAUCGAAAAUCAUGGGAUUCAUUUGGCGUUCUCCGAACAAAUCAUCAGCGAAGAAGAAGAACAUCAAAAGCAGCAAAUCGUUUAGUGCUGCUGCUUACUCUUCUGGUCGCGAGAGAGACAUGGAUUUCGACGAGUUUUUAUCUGAUUUGAAUGCGUUUUCAGUGGAAGAUCAGAGGAAAAUGCUGAAAAAGGCACUCAAAGAGCAACAGAAGAUGCGAAAAGAAGCAGCUGAGAUCAUCAAAAUGACGAGAAAGGCAUCGGCAAAAUUCGAUUUUGAUGAUUAAGAAGUGGGAUGUGCAAAUGGGUUUUGGGUUUACUUUUUCGGUUUGGAGAAAUGUUCACAGAUAUGUAUUAGCAAAAUAAAAUCAGAAGUAUAAAUAAACUUUAAUAUAAUUAAUUGUAGGAGUUCUAAAACUGGAAUUAUGAAGUUUGAUAUACUGUA